Olea europaea var. sylvestris is the source of this 1541-nucleotide messenger RNA. Its product is annotated as cellulose synthase-like protein G2. The coding region runs from base 71 to 1462 and encodes 463 amino acids. Gene Ontology annotation, biological process: plant-type primary cell wall biogenesis; cellulose biosynthetic process. The transcript is spliced from 7 exons. Gene Ontology annotation, molecular function: cellulose synthase (UDP-forming) activity; mannan synthase activity. NCBI's taxonomy places the organism in Eukaryota, Viridiplantae, Streptophyta, Magnoliopsida, Lamiales, Oleaceae. Gene Ontology annotation, cellular component: trans-Golgi network; plasma membrane. The record is from RefSeq and is a predicted model, not a curated record.
GGUGGAAUUUUUUAUUUUUAAAGUGAUCUAUGAUACUAAGAAGAAUGAAGGAGUAGAGGAUAAAUCCAAGAUGCCUCUUCUUGUUUAUGUAUCCCGUGAGAAAAGACCUUCACGGCCUCAUCGCUUCAAAGCAGGAGCCCUCAAUUCUCUUCUUCGAGUUUCUGGGAUAAUGAGCAAUGCACCCUAUGUACUAGUAUUAGAUUGUGACAUGUAUUGCAAUGAUCCUUCCUCUGCCAAACAAGCAAUGUGCUUCCAUCUUGAUCCCAAGAUGUCAACAUCUCUCUCAUAUGUACAGUAUCCUCAAAUAUUCUACAAUGUCAGCAAGAAUGAUAUUUAUGAUGGCCAAGCAAGAUCUGCUUACAAGACUAAAUAUCAAGGCAUGGAUGGGAUAAAUGGCACUGUUUGCUCGGGAACUAGCUAUUACUUGAAGAAGAAAGCCUUGUUUGGUCACCCCAAUCACGAAGAUGAAUUUCUUGAUUAUGAGCCAGAAAAGAACUUUGGCUUCUCUAGCAUGUUCAUUACUUCACUAAAAGCACUAAAUGGAAAGGAAGUUGUCAAUGAAAGGGAAAUUUUAUCUGAUGCAACUUUGGAAGAGGCAAAGAAUCUGGCCUCUUGCAGUUUUGAAGAAAACACAAAAUGGGGAAAAGAAAUUGGUUAUUCAUAUGAAUAUUUGCUGGAGAGCACUUUCACUGGUUAUCUUCUGCACUGUAAAGGAUGGAAAUCGGUUUAUCUCUACCCGGAAAGGCCAUGUUUUCUUGGUUGCACCACGGUUGACAUGAAAGAUGCCUUGGUUCAAAUGAUGAAAUGGGCUUCUGGAUUGGUUCAAGUAGGUUUUUCAAGAUUCAGCCCUCUCACUUAUGGGGUGUCUAGAAUGUCUCUCCUUCAAAGUAUGUGCUAUGGAUACUUUGCAUUUACGCAUUUUUUCUCCAUUGCCUGCCUGAUAUAUGGCAUCGCUCCUCAGCUUUGCUUCCUGUUUGGAAUUCCCCUAUUUCCCAAGGUCACAGACCUCUGGUUUGCUGCAUUUGCAACUGUGUUUGUGUCAUCUCAAGCUCAACAUCUAUAUGAAGUUCUUUCUAGUGGUGGCUCGAUUAGGACAUGGUGGAAUGAACAAAGAAUCUGGAUGAUAAAAUCAGUAACGGCUUGCUUAUUUGGAUGCCUCGACGUUCUCAUGAAGUGGAUAGGCGUAGCGAAAGCAAAUUUCCAGCUGACAAACAAAGCCAUCGACCAAGAAAAACUCGAAAAAUAUGAGAGAGGAAAAUUCAACUUCCAAGGUGCAAAAAUGUUCAUGGUACCCUUAUCACUGCUAGUUUUAUCAAAUUUGGGGUGUUUUAUUGGUGGAGUGAAAGGACUUAUAAGUGGAAGAAAUAUUGAGGAAAUGUUUGGACAGGGUGCUCUAUCCCUUUAUAUUCUUGUUCUAAGUAUUCCAAUUCUUGAAGGACUGAUCCCUAAAAUGGGCAAAUGAAAUUGUUGAUUUUUUAUAUUUGUAGAUGUAAUACCUAUUCAUAAGAGUUUUCAAUAAAGGGAUGAAAUUUAUGAUGAAA